Messenger RNA from Plasmodium knowlesi strain H, 2367 nucleotides. Its product is annotated as elongation factor G, putative. Lineage: Eukaryota; Apicomplexa; Aconoidasida; Haemosporida; Plasmodiidae. The coding region runs from base 1 to 2367 and encodes 788 amino acids. Gene Ontology annotation, molecular function: translation elongation factor activity; GTPase activity; GTP binding. The record is from RefSeq and is a predicted model, not a curated record. Gene Ontology annotation, cellular component: mitochondrion. The transcript has a single exon. Gene Ontology annotation, biological process: mitochondrial translational elongation.
AUGAUAGCAUACGGCUCGCCCGCGCUGAGGAGGCACAUGUGCGUGCUAGCUAAAAGGAUUCCAAAAAGGAAAAAGGUUUUUCUCUAUCUGAACAGUGGAGGAUGGAGAGCCUUCUCCUCCAUUUGUGUGGACAACUUGCGAAACAUCGGAAUAAGUGCGCACAUAGAUGCAGGAAAAACGACUUUAACAGAAAGAAUUCUCUACUACACAGGCAAAAUAAAAAGCAUACAUGAAGUGAGAGGGAGUGAUGGAGUAGGUGCAACAAUGGAUUCAAUGGACCUAGAAAGAGAAAAGGGAAUAACAAUCCAAUCAGCUGCAACCAAUUGUAACUGGGAUUUUAAUAAUAAAAAAUUUACCAUCAACAUAAUUGAUACCCCUGGACAUGUAGAUUUCACCAUCGAAGUGGAAAGAUCUCUGCGAGUGUUAGAUGCAGCGGUUCUCGUUAUUUGUGGAGUAUCUGGAGUUCAAAGUCAAACAUUAACCGUCAACAGACAAAUGAAUCGCUACUUCAUCCCUAGAAUAUUAUUCAUUAACAAGCUAGACAGAGACGGUGCAAAUGUGGAAAGAACACUCAGUACCAUCGAGCAGAAGCUAAACUUGAAUACUCUCCUUCUGCAAAUGCCAAUUGGAAUUGAGCAGAAGUUUAAAGGAGUAUAUGACCUUGUGUCCAGGAAGUGCUACUUAUUUAAGGGUGUAAAUGGUAUAAUAGUGGAGGAAGUGAAUGAUGCAGAGGUGACUGCACAUGAUCCAUCCUUCUCCUACGAAAUGAUGGACAUGCUCAGAAUCCGUAUGUUCGAGAAGCUAGCUGAUGUGGAUGACGAAUUUGCCGACAUCUUCCUUAACCAGGAAAUGAAUGAUAUAAAGACGGAAGAUGUGAUUGACGCCAUACGCAGGUGCACUAUCAAAAAUGCGAUCGUCCCCAUCUGCCUUGGCAGUGCCAAGAAUAAUGUAGGCGUCCAAAUUUUGCUGAACUACGUAUGCAGCUUUUUGCCUUCCCCCCGGGAGGUGGGUAGUUACGGCUACGUGUACGAAGGGAGCAACCACGAAGGGAGCAACCACGAAGGGAGCAACCACGAAGGGAGCGACGCCAAUGAGGAAAACUCCGCCUCUUCCUCCGGUGCCACCGUUCCUCAGGGCAAAAACCGAAAGCGCGUCGAUCUGCAGUGCGAUAGCACCCUUCCCAUGGUGGGCUUCCUCUUCAAAAUACAAGAAGACUCAAUGCACGGCCAAAUGAGCUACUUCCGCAUCUACCAAGGGAAGAUAAAAAAAAAAGACAACAUAAUGAAUAUGUUAACAAACAAAAAAGAAAUGAUAAAAAAAAUAUUAAAAAUGCAUGCAAACAUGGCCCAAGAAGUGAACGAAGCACAUGCAGGGGAUAUCGUUGCAAUUAAUGGAAUCAGCGGAAGAACAGGGACUACCUACACAAAUGGAGUAGCCUCAAAUUUACACCUCCUAAAUAUACAUGUGCCCAAGCCAGUCAUAUCCGUGGCUGUGGAGAUUGAAAAAAAAGGAGACAUGACGAAACUGACCAAGGCAUUAAAUAAGUUCGUGAAGGAAGACCCAACAUUUCACGUAAAGACUGAUGAACAAACCAAGGAAAUUAUAUUCGAAGGAAUUGGAGAAUUACAAUUGGAAAUAUAUAAAGAAAGACUAAAGAGGGAAUAUGGUAUAGGAAUCCAACUGAAAAAUCCAAAAAUAAAUUUCAAAGAAACCAUUACAAAACCAUAUGAAUGUACAUAUACAUAUAAGAAGCAGAAAGGAGGUGCAGGAUUAUAUGCACAUGUUCAUGCGAUUUUCGAAACCGUAUCCGAUGAUUAUAAUGAGACCAGUUAUUGUACCUUCGUUAAUGAAGUGGUGGGAAAUGAUCUCCCCAAAAAUUUUAUUUUGUCAAUUGAAAAGGCCUUUAAAGAACAAGUUGAAAAAGGUUACCUGAACAGUUCAGAAAUUAUUAAUAUGAAAAUGAGAUUAAUUGGAGGAAAGAUUCAUGAAGUGGAUAGUAAUGACUUGGCAUUUAAAAGAGCCACCAUUCAUCUGAUAAAAGAAAAUUAUCAGAACUUUGUUCCUGUACUUUUGGAACCAAUAAUGGUGGUGGAAAUUAUUUCACACUACGAACAUCAGAGCAACAUUCUCACAAGCAUUACCAAGAGGAAGGGACUUGUAACGAAUAUUGUUAACCACAUGAACGCUGUUCAUAUUUACGCCGACAUUCCUCUAAAACAUAUGUUCAAUUAUAUUAACGAGAUUCGUUCCAUUACACAGGGACAGGGUACCUACACCAUGGAAUUCGCCCGGUAUGAGCAAGUCCCCAAGAGCGAUUUGGACGAGAUCCUGCGCUCCGCAAACAACGCGAAUAAGCGGUGUGAAUAA